Molecule: messenger RNA, 2770 nt
Organism: Periophthalmus magnuspinnatus
Lineage: Eukaryota; Metazoa; Chordata; Actinopteri; Gobiiformes; Gobiidae
Gene: eya2
Product: EYA transcriptional coactivator and phosphatase 2
Exons: 16
Coding region: 512-1939 (475 amino acids)
Biological process (GO): cell differentiation; positive regulation of DNA repair; multicellular organism development
Cellular component (GO): nucleus
Molecular function (GO): protein tyrosine phosphatase activity
Source: RefSeq, a predicted model, not a curated record
UGAGCUUUGAGGGCGCAUCGGGAGGAGAAAACGCGAGGUGAAGGGGAGGAGGAACGUAGAAAUCUUCUUAACGACAGGCUCCCCACCUCCGGGAAACAAAACACGCCGCGCGAGCUGUAGAGGAACACACGGGGUCUAUCUGUCAACCGCGCGCGCAGCUGGACUGUUAGCUUAAAACGCAUUUUCCCACCACGAAGUUUACUCAUUUUUACGAUACUUUACGACAACUUGAGCUGUCUGUUUUCAGUGCUUCUUCGCUGGUUACGCGGGACACUUGCGCAGAGGCGUGCGGGCAUGGAGGCGCUACAGCUGUGAGAGACGCGCGGAUUUCCCUGCGAUAUUUCACUGUCAAUAAUGGACAGUUGAUGGCUUUAAAAAACUCUGACUGACUCGAGUGGGAAAGGAUCAAGUGGACGAAGCCUUGUGACGAGGGGUAGAAGGUCUUCUCUUGCCUCACUUCUAGGACCUACUACAUUAUCACUGCAGGGCAGUUUCACAAGGAAGAAGUGUCAUGGCUGCCUACGGACAGACUCAGUACAGCCCUUCGAUCCAGCCGGCAGGACCCUACGCACCCUACACCCACCACGCACAAAGUUACAGCGUUCCAUCCUACAAUAUCAAAACAGAAGAUGGUCUGAGCCACUCUCCAGGACAGACAGGCCUUCUGGGAUACUCAAACUUCAGCAGCACUCCUCCUAGCCAAAGUCUCUACAGCUACUCGCAUACUCAUGGUGGUGGCAUCUCAUCAGGAAUUUUCCAAGGCAGCCACACGCUUUCCAGUUCAGCGCCAUUUAACCCCACCCAGCAAGAUUUUUCUGCAUAUUCCAGCUACAGUCAAGGCCAGUACUCGUCGUAUUACAACUCACACUACAACAGUCCAUAUCUAACCAGUAGCAACAUCAGUCCCGGCGCCAUCACAGCUCCAGUGGCCUAUCAGCAUCCAGAGCACUCCGUCAUGCUGCCCAAUCACAGCCCAGAGUCGCACACAGGAGAGUACCACACACCCCCAAGCCCCCCUACCCCGGGCAAAGAGGAGGGCGUCCCUGCGAGAAGAGCCCAGGAUGGGAAGCUGCGGGGAAGGAAGAGAGUGAAUGACCCUGCGCCUCCUCUGGACUCGGACAUCGAGAGGGUGUUUAUCUGGGACCUGGAUGAAACCAUCAUCAUUUUCCACUCGCUCCUCACGGGAACCUUCUCCUCACGAUUUGGCAAGGAUUCAUCGCGUGCCGUAUCACUUGGUUUGUGGAUGGAGGAGAUGAUUUUCAAUUUGGCUGACUCCAGACUCUUCUUCAAUGACCUAGAGGAAUGCGACCAAGUCCACAUCGAUGACGUGGCUUCAGACGACAAUGGACAAGACCUAAGCACUUAUAACUUUGGUUCGGAUGGCUUCCAGACCCCCGCGGGGGCUGGCUCUCUUUGCCUGGGGUCGGGGGUCCAUGGGGGAGUGGACUGGAUGAGGAAACUGGCCUUUAGGUACCGCCGGGUCAAGGAGAUCUACAACACAUACAAGAAUAAUGUCGGAGGUUUACUGGGCAGUCCAAAGAGGGAGGAGUGGCUCCAGCUGAGGAGAGAGAUGGAGGUGCUCACCGACCUGUGGCUCACUCAAGCACUUAAAGCUCUGGCUCUUAUCAACUCCAGGCCGAACUGUGUCAAUGUUUUGGUGACCACCACACAACUCAUCCCAGCCCUGUCAAAAGUCUUACUGUACGGCUUGGGCUCCGCAUUUCCCAUUGAGAAUAUAUAUAGUGCCACUAAAACAGGUAAAGAGAGUUGUUUCGAGCGUAUCUCCCAGCGGUUUGGGCGGAGGGCAGUGUACGUUGUCAUUGGAGACGGAGCGGAGGAGGAAACCGUGGCCAAAAAGAAAAACAUGCCUUUCUGGAGAGUUUCUUGUCGGGCUGAUCUGGAAGCACUGAGUCAUGCACUAGAGUUGGACUACCUCUAGAGGGCGCCACAGUAUCACACGUUCUUCAAUUUCAGCUUCUGUACGCAGCUAGUGGAUGGGAAGUUGCCACUACAGACUUACUUCAGUUACAAGACUUGACCCAAUCAAAGGGACCCUGAGUGGAUGAAUUUGGGAUAUAAAUGCAACCAACAAUGUUCAUCUGAAAAUCGAAGCACAAAAGUUGGACCAAAACUACAAGGGACCAGAGCUUCAAUACCGAACUUAAAAUUGUAAUUAUAUUUGUCAGGGUUUUUCUUGUACUAUUUUUCUUUUUUUUUUGUACAUAACAUAUUGAUGCACUGAACAACACCCGUUUUGAGCAGGAGUUAAAAUAUCAUUUGAUAAAAUUACAUGAAUUAUCCUAGGCCAAAAAGAAAAUCUUGAAAACCAACUCUACAUGAUAACUGUGAUUUGAUUGAUUAUAAUUGCGUUGACCAUUUAAAACAUUAACAAAAUUAACAAAAACGUCAUGAUAGACAUAGCCACUAUUAAGUCCCUAUAGUUAGAGGCUAUAAAAAUAGUUUUAUAAUAAUAUGACCUAUUUAUUGUUGAGUUUGCAGCAUUUCCUAAGGACCCAAAACAUGCUCUUGUAAUAUGUCUCCAAAAUGCUGUGUAUUGGCUGGGGCUGGAAUACGUGGGUUGUAUGUCGUUUUGUUUUGAUUUUCUUUACUUUAAUUGUCGCCUGUCAUUUUCCUAAUCUCUUGUUUUGUAAAAUAGACUGGUAUGAGAGUGCAUGUGCUGAGUCCACUUCAGUCAGAUUAGUAAUGAUAUGUAUAUAAUGCUUUAUUGUUGAUUUAUUUUUAGAUUAAUACGAAUAAAUUAAGUGCAUUG